Messenger RNA from Candida tropicalis MYA-3404, 4272 nucleotides. RefSeq names its product chromatin-remodeling ATPase. Gene Ontology annotation, molecular function: DNA binding; ATP hydrolysis activity; ATP binding. The record is from RefSeq and is a predicted model, not a curated record. The transcript has a single exon. Gene Ontology annotation, cellular component: nucleus; chromatin. Gene Ontology annotation, biological process: regulation of transcription by RNA polymerase II; nucleosome organization. The coding region runs from base 1 to 4272 and encodes 1423 amino acids. Lineage: Eukaryota; Fungi; Ascomycota; Pichiomycetes; Serinales; Debaryomycetaceae.
AUGGGUAGACCAGACUUACCAGAAGAAGCCGAAUUAAAUCCAGAACUUUACGGUUUAAGAAGGUCACAUCGUGAACGAAGAGGUCCAGUUAUUGUUGAAUCAGAUUCCGAAGAAGAUGAAGUUCGACCAACGCGAAAAAGGAAGAAGAUUAAUGAUGAUUAUGAUGAAGAUAUGUCAGACGAAGAUGAUGAUAACAUUGAUGAAGAGGAAGAUGAUUUUGAUUAUGAUGAUGAUUUCGGUAGUAGUAAGAAAAAGAAAAAGAGGACUUCAAAAGCUUCUUCAUCUUCUAAAAAGAAGAAGUUGUCAAAAAAACAGGCUAAAUCUACCCCAUCUCCACCAGCUGAGCUUAGAUUUUCUACGAGAAAUAGUAAGCAAGUCAACUAUGCCAUUGAUUACGAUGACGAUGACGAGGAUUUAAUGGAAAGUGAACCGGAAAUGGACGAGGAUGACGACGAAGGAGAUUAUUACUAUUAUCAACAAGCCAAUGAACCAGAAAACGAGCGUGGAAUAGAUAUUGUCAUGGACCAUAAAAUUAAUGAGGAUAAUACCGAGCUUACGAAUGAUCCUAAAUUGGAUUAUCUUUUCAAAGUUAAAUGGACUGACGCUUCACAUUUGCAUAACACUUGGGAAAAAUACCAAGACUUGAAAAACUACAAAGGAUUUAGAAAAUUAGACAAUUAUAUCAAACAGUUUAUCAUAUAUGAUCAAGAAAUUAGAAAUGAUCCUUUGACUACAAAGGAAGACAUAGAGUCUAUGGAUAUUGAAAGAGAAAGAAAAAGAGACGAACAGGAAGAAUAUACACAGGUUGAAAGAAUAGUUGACAGCGAAAGAAUCGAAUCUGACGAUGGUACCACCAAAUUACAAUAUUUUGUUAAAUGGAAACGACUUUACUAUGAUGAAUGUUCCUGGGAAGAUGCAGAAGAAAUUGCAAAAAUUGCUCCUGAACAAGUUAAAAAAUACCAACAGAGAUUAAACUCAAAGAUUUUGCCAAGUCUUUCAGCCAAUUACCCUCAAUCACAGAGACCAAGAUUUGAAAAAUUAUUCAAACAACCAGUUUUCAUAAAGAAUGGUGAAUUAAGAGAUUUCCAGUUGACAGGGUUGAAUUGGAUGGCGUUUCUUUGGUCAAGAAACGAGAAUGGUAUUUUGGCAGAUGAGAUGGGAUUAGGUAAAACCGUUCAAACUGUUGCCUUUUUGUCAUGGUUAAUUUAUGCUAGAAGACAGAAUGGUCCACACUUGGUGGUGGUUCCAUUAUCCACUGUCCCUGCUUGGCAAGAGACUUUUGAAAAAUGGGCUCCAGAUGUCAAUUGUAUUUACUAUUUGGGUAAUGGUGAGGCAAGAAAAAACAUCAGAGACUAUGAAUUCUACAACCAAAAUAACAAACCAAAGUUUAAUAUUUUAUUAACAACAUAUGAGUAUAUCUUGAAAGAUAAAACAGAACUUGGUUCAUUUAAGUGGCAAUUUUUAGCUGUUGAUGAAGCACAUAGAUUGAAAAAUGCUGAAUCAUCAUUGUAUGAAGCGUUGAAAAGUUUUAAAGUCUCCAACAGAUUAUUGAUCACUGGUACUCCAUUACAGAAUAAUGUUAAAGAAUUGGCUGCAUUGUGUAACUUUUUGAUGCCAGGUAAGUUUAAUAUUGAUCAAGAAAUUGAUUUUGAUAGUAUUGACAAGGAGCAAGAACAGUAUAUUAAAGAUUUACAAAAGAAAAUCAAUCCAUUUAUUUUAAGACGUUUAAAGAAAGAUGUUGAAAAGUCGUUACCAUCAAAAUCAGAACGUAUUUUAAGAGUUGAGUUGUCUGAUAUUCAAACAGAAUAUUACAAGAACAUCAUCACUAAGAAUUAUGCCGCAUUAAAUGCUGGUAAUAAAGGUUCUCAAAUUUCGUUGUUGAAUGUUAUGAGUGAAUUGAAGAAAGCAUCCAAUCACCCAUAUUUGUUUGAUGGUGCUGAAGAAAGAGUCUUGGAAAAGGCUGGUUCAUAUUCAAGAGAGAAUACUCUUAGAGGUAUGAUUAUGUCAUCAGGUAAGAUGGUAUUGCUUGAACAAUUGUUGACUAGAUUAAAGAAAGAAGGUCACAGAGUGUUGAUUUUCUCACAAAUGGUUAGAAUGUUGGAUAUUUUAGGUGAUUACAUGUUUAUCAAAGGUUACCAAUUUCAAAGAUUAGAUGGUACAAUUCCAUCUUCACAAAGAAAAAUAUCUAUUGAUCAUUUUAAUGCUCCGGAUUCCAAGGAUUUUGCAUUCUUAUUGUCCACUAGAGCUGGUGGUUUAGGUAUUAACUUGAUGACUGCUGAUACUGUUAUUAUUUUUGAUUCAGACUGGAAUCCUCAAGCAGAUUUGCAAGCCAUGGCUCGUGCUCAUAGAAUUGGUCAGAAAAACCAUGUUUCUGUUUAUCGAUUUGUCAGUAAAGAUACAGUUGAAGAACAGAUUUUAGAAAGAGCUAGAAAGAAGAUGGUUCUUGAAUAUGCUAUUAUUUCUUUAGGUAUAACGGAUCCAAAUGCCAAGAAGAAUGGUAAAACAGAUCCAUCUACAAGUGAAUUGAGUCAAAUUUUGAAAUUUGGUGCGGGAACCAUGUUUAAGGAAAACAAUAACCAACAAAAGUUGGAGAACUUGAACUUGGAUGAUGUUUUGAGUCAUGCUGAAGAUCAUGUCACAACUCCUGACUUGGGUGAAUCUAACUUGGGUUCUGAGGAAUUCUUGAAACAAUUUGAGGUUACUGAUUAUAAAGCUGAUGUUGAAUGGGAUGAUAUUAUUCCACAAGAAGAGUUGACCAAGUUGAAAGAUGAAGAAAAGAGAAAAGCCGACGAACAGUAUUUGCAAGAACAAAUUGCCAUGUUUUCUAGAAGAAAAGCUGCCAUGCGUAAAUUUGAGAAUGGCUCUACAGUUCCAAGUGAUGUUGAAGAUAGUGCUGAGGAUGCAAGACCUGCAAGAAGAAGAAAUGCUGGAGAUCAUCAAUUGUCUGAAAAGGAAAUUAGAGGUAUUUACAGAUCUAUUUUGAAAUGGGGUGAUUUAAGUGGUAAAUGGGAACAGUUAGUCGAAGAAGGUAGUAUCACUAAUAAGAAUCCCGUUUUGGUGAAACAUGCAUAUAAUGAAAUAAUCAACACCUCAAAACAAUUGGUAAAAGAAGAAGAAGCAAGACGUUCACAAGUUCUCGCUGAAUUAGAAAGAAAAGCAGAAGAACAGAAAUCAAGACCGCCAAACCCAGGUGAACCUAACCAAACUGCAUUAUGGCUUGCCAAAAAGAAAGAAAAGAAGGCUGUUUUAUUUGAAUAUCAAGGUGUUAAAAAUAUCAAUGCUGAAAUUGUGUUAAACAGACCUAUUGAUAUGAAACUUUUAGAAAAGAUGAUACCGAAUGACGAUCUUAUGAGUUUCCAAUUACCUAAACAUCCAAAGUCUGUACAAUCAUGGAGUUGUGCAUGGACCCCAAGAGAUGAUGCCAUGUUAUUGGUUGGUGUUUAUAAAUUUGGUUAUGGUUCAUGGGUUCAAAUUCGUGAUGAUCCAUUAUUGGGACUUCAAAAUAAAUUAUUCUUAGAAGGUGCACCACCUCCAUCAAGUAAAGAUAAACCUGCAAACACAGCGACAUCUUCAACAACAACAGCAACAACAACAACUGGGAACAAUGGUGCCACUACAGAUGCAUCUGCUAUAGCAACAAAACCAGAAGGAAAGGAGUCUUCUAAGAAAGUGCCAGGAUCUGUUCAUUUAGGUAGAAGAGUUGAUUAUUUAUUUACUUUGCUUAAAGACGACGAUGGAUCAAACACUCCUGUUGGUGCUACUAGAAAGAGGGUGAGAAAACCAACCCCAACUCCAUCGAAUAUUUCACAUGGUCAUACCAAUGGUAGUAGGCCUAAGAAACCAAUUAAAUCCGAAACUCCUGAUAAAUUUGGCAAAAGUAAGAGACCACAGUCUGUACAAAGACAUACAUCUAGUGCUUCUCCAUCUUCUGCUGUGGGCGGUGGUGGUCAUGGUAGAGUGAAAGAAGAAAAGCGUGAAAAGGAAUAUGCCAGUAUGGAUGAAUCUAGAUGUAAAUCAGUCAUGCAACCGGUUGUGCUGUCAUUACAUAAAUUGCAUAAAGGAAGUAGAGGUUUAGAAAAACAUGAAUGGGCCAAAGUAUUAAAAUCGGAAUUGCUCAAGAUUGGUGACUUUAUUGAAACUGAGGUUGCAAAAGUUGGAGAAAAAGAUAAAUUGAGAAAACAUUUAUGGGGAUUCACUGGACUUUAUUGGCCAUCAAAAGUACCAAGUGAUAAGAUCAGUGCGAUGUACAGCAGAAUCAAAGGAUCUAAGUAA